AUGGCCGCAGCCACUGCCUCGCCGCCUCUGACCUCAGCUUCUCCCGGUUCGCCUACCCAACGUGACUCAGUUUCUAUACGACAGAGCCUGUCGCCACCAAGGAAACCCGUCGCAGGAACUAUACGGAAGCCUGUUCCGCAACUGUCGGCGGCCGACGAUUCCGAGAGAAGCUCGUUCUCGCAAGAAGCGCCGAUAUCUCCUGGCCAGGCGAAUUCGCAACAAGAUGCUCAAGUCCGGCCUCUAAGUCUUGGUCUUGACAGCGCGCCUCAACUUGCAGAGGACACUAGCUUUGGGUCUCUCGCCGAUUUUGGCUCGCAGAGCCAGGAACACUCGUUUGAGGGACUGCUAAGCACUCCCGUCUCCGGCGGCCUUGAUCUACAACUCCCGUUUAUUGAGGCGUCGCAGCGGCAGUCGUCCCAAGAUGAUGUUUCUAGCCCAGCGAUUGUUACCAGUCCCCCUAAACCGGACCGUGACCCCCCGCCUGCUCCUGUAGCUGCGGCUGACAGAACUGAUUCGGCUGCUACCAGCCCUCAGGAGCGCAUGGGAAAGCAGGAUGUUUACAGAAACAGCCGUGAGUCUGAUGAGGCGACCAACACCUCUCAGGAGCCCAUUUCUUUCAAAUCUUCAGCAACGACAAGCGCAAGUUCAUUAUCAGGCAUAAACGAAGGACCGGAAUAUCUCCCUGAAGAAGAAGACUCUCCCGGCAGCUCCAUCAUCGAGGGUAACCUGCCUCGAGGCCAACACGCUCCGUAUCGCAAGCAGGAGCACCCGCCCCGCGUCUCCAGCGUUCCAAAUGAAGCCAAUCGAAAUCCUUCCAACCCAGAAUUAGUUGAUAGUGCAGGCAACAUCAGGCGCCAUCUGACUCCCACAUCCAAUAACCUCAGGAGAAGCUCACUGUCACGGCCCCAGUCUGCCUACUCUGUUCUUUCGGAUGGGCAGCGGGGGCGGUCGCCGGCAUUGAUGCCUGGAGGCUCACAUAUGCGCGCUCCAUCAGUUCAGUCGCGAAAGUCACCAGAUGUUCGCCUUUCGACGUACGCUGAGCUUCUCAAUGUGCCUUACCCUCAACAAGCACCUCCACCCAUCACAAUGGACAAUUCGGGACUUCGAAAUGUAGUUGGCAACAACGCCUCAUUACUUAGCGUGCAGAAGACGCUCGAGAUGUACCGUCAGAAUGUCAAGAAGACCAACGAUUUUACCGUGCAGUAUUCCUUUGCCGUCUUUCUGAUAUCUGUGGCCCAGGAGCAGGGACUGGACUUUUCCAGCCCCAAAGGCCGCAAGAACAGCCCACAGCCUUUCCGCGACCUGGACAGUCCAGUUGUCGAGGCUUCCGUGGCCACUCCUCCUGAGCUGGUCCGGGAAGCUAAGCAGAUCUUGCAGCGCUUGUCCAGCGCAGGCUACCCCUUUGCGCAGUACUAUCUUGCCGACGGCUAUGCUUCAGGUCUCUUCAACAAGGGCAAAGAAGACCACAACCAGGCCUUUCCUCUCUUCGUGAUUGCUGCAAAGCACGGCCAUGCCGAGUCUGCCUACCGAACGGCUCUCUGUUAUGAGUUUGGCUGGGGAUGCCGGAAAGAUCCUGCCAAGGCGGUCCAGUUCUUGCGUACCGCUGCCGCCAAGAGGCAUCCGGGUGCCAUGACGCGCCUUGGUAAGGCUUGCCUUUCCGGAGAUUUGGGAGAGAAAAGAUAUCGCGAGGGUAUCAAGUGGCUGAAAUUGGCCUCUGAGUCUGCUGAUGUGCAGUAUAAUGCUGCUCCCUACCAGCUGGCAUGCUUGUAUGAGACGGGUUAUGGUGACGACGUAUUCCGCGAUCUCAAUUAUGCGGCCGAACUGUUUACACAGGCUGCGGAACUGGGUCACCCAGAGGCCAAUUUCCGCAUGGGUGAUGCUUACGAGCAUGGAAGCCUCAACUGCCCCCGAGACCCGGCACUUAGCGUUCAUUUCUAUACCGGUGCUGCUGAACGAGGACAUGCACCGGCCAUGAUGGGCCUGUGUGCGUGGUACAUGGUUGGUGCUCCGCCAAUGCUGGAGAAGGAUGAAGAAGAGGCGUAUGAAUGGGCUCGCCGAUCUGCAGAUUUGGGCUUUGUCAAGGCUCAGUACGCAGUUGGAUACUUUACCGAAAUGGGUAUUGGAUGCCGACGAGACAUUCUCGAGGCCAAUGUUUGGUAUGUCAAGGCCGCAGAUGCGGGCGAUGAGAGGGCCAAGCAGCGACUGGCCAUUAUACAAGCGGCCGUCUCUGGCCAAGGAACUCCCAUGGAUGUUGCCUCUCCGAAGAACGCCAAACUAGCAAAGGGAGGCAAGGACGAUAAGGAUUGUAUCGUCAUGUGA
Trichoderma gamsii is the source of this 2319-nucleotide messenger RNA. RefSeq lists its product as hypothetical. The record is from RefSeq and is a predicted model, not a curated record. The coding region runs from base 1 to 2319 and encodes 772 amino acids. NCBI's taxonomy places the organism in Eukaryota, Fungi, Ascomycota, Sordariomycetes, Hypocreales, Hypocreaceae. Gene Ontology annotation, molecular function: protein binding. The transcript is spliced from 2 exons.